CGCCCAGAGAUCAUUUUGGAGCACAGAGGCGGGCCGCCACCGCGCAACCCACGGACGGCUCCGCCAUGGAGGAGGCAGCCGCCGGCCCGCGGGGCCGGAGCUCAAGGGGGACCGAGAGGGCCUCUCCCCACACACUUCAUGGCCUGCACGUGCACAGGUGGUCCCCCGGUCGGCGGAGCGCAUUCCGACCCGCCCACUGCGUCCCCUGCUCUCCUUCGCUCCGGCUGCCACUGCUCGGAAGAGCGUGAGAGAAGAAGAGAGACGAGGAACGUCGUGGCAAAGAGAGCGAAAUGAUGCGAGCGACGUUCCUCGCCGCCCUCCUCGUCCUCCACGCGGCAGCCGCGCCCUCGUCCUACGCUCACGACCACCACGGGAGGAGAGCGUGCGGCGGCCGGGAGCCUCGCCGCCAUCGUCGGCAUCAUCGCAUGGUCACGGCGACCGAGUCGUACGUCCUGCCGCUGCAUAAGCCCUUCCUGACGCUGUGUCAGGGCCGCCGCCUCUGCAGCACCUACAAGACGACGUACACGCUGGCGUACCGCCAGGUGAGCAGAGUGGCGUCUUUCUCCAACUUCGACCCCGAAUGUUGUCCAGGGUGGAGACGCUUUCACUCGCUUCGCUGUAACCAAGAUGUGGACGAGUGCGCGGAGCAGCACCCGUGCUCUCACGUCUGCGUCAACACAGUGGGUAGUUUCCGAUGCACGUGCCGCCAGGGUUACGUCCUGGCCGGCGACGCCCGCUCCUGCCGCCGUCUCGGAGGGCCCGCCUCCACUCCGGCGCCGCCGUCAGGCGGAACGUCGGGCGACGCUCCCGACAACGCGACGGCCGAAAUGCAGAACUUGAGGAGCAGAGUGGAGCUUUUGGAGAAAAAGCUGCAGGUGGCGCUGGCGCCAUACAGCAGCGUUUUCCCAGAGGAGGUUGCGUCGGACGAGAGCGCCACCUUGCUGUCGCACUCCUUCCGCCAGCUGGACCGCAUCGACUCCCUAAGUGAGCAGAUCGGGUUCCUCGAGGAGCGCCUGGGAACUUGCUCCUGCCAGGAAAACUCACCGCAACCGGAACUAAAACGUGGCCGAAACACGCACACAUCGAGAUCCUACUCAUCGCUUAGUCGAGCGCAAUCGUCGCACAAAUAAACAAGGCGCUGUUUCUCCACAGGUUGGCUUCCACAAAGGCGGCAAUUCGGGCAACUCCGACGUGAUGGCUUUCAUGUUUCCAAUAGUAAUUCGAAAAAAAAAACAUGUCAACGGUCAUGUCAACAAUACGAUAUAUUUGAUUUGUUUUUUUGGGGGCGGGGGGCAGGGAGCUAAUGAUUCUUUGAUGUUCCCAAACAUUACGCCUUUGUUCCAAAAACUAAGAUCGUAUCGUUGACGUUUGUCAUUUGGAAAACUGUGUCUGUGACUUUUUUUUUUUUUUUUAACACGUCUGAUGAGUUCAUCAACCUUGACCUGUUUUCGUCUCUUCGCUGUUUCCAAACAUGAAGUCUUUGUUUCAUAAAACUUUGAAUCCAUCUUUCAAACUGCAUUGUGUCAAAUGCGCUCACAUUCUCGAUUGUUCUCAACUCAAAUUUCAACUUGGGUGUUUCAAAGCCUUUCUACUGGAUGUGUC
Hippocampus comes (tiger tail seahorse) is the source of this 1602-nucleotide messenger RNA. RefSeq names its product EGF-like-domain, multiple 7 (gene egfl7). Bases 291 to 1130 code for a protein of 279 amino acids. The record is from RefSeq and is a predicted model, not a curated record. Lineage: Eukaryota; Metazoa; Chordata; Actinopteri; Syngnathiformes; Syngnathidae. The transcript is spliced from 8 exons. Gene Ontology annotation, molecular function: calcium ion binding; protein binding.